Messenger RNA from Fusarium redolens, 2192 nucleotides. RefSeq lists its product as uncharacterized. The record is from RefSeq and is a predicted model, not a curated record. Bases 88 to 1806 code for a protein of 572 amino acids. Gene Ontology annotation, molecular function: oxidoreductase activity. The transcript has 2 exons. NCBI's taxonomy places the organism in Eukaryota, Fungi, Ascomycota, Sordariomycetes, Hypocreales, Nectriaceae.
UUGUCCUUUUUCUUGAGCAAGCAAAGUCGUACAUUCACGCACGACUUCUGUUCGAAUACAUUCGUUUUAUUUUACAGGACAAUCAUCAUGCUGGGCAAGUUCCUAGUUGCCGCUCUUGCGGUCGUCGGCGGUGUCAACCCCGUCGAGGCUCAGCAGCAGAACAUCUUCGUCACCGGUGUCCCGGUCACUGGUGGAGCUGCUGUUCCUGCUCGCAAGAGCAUCAAUGACAUGCAGAAGGCUGGCGGCCCCGCCUGGGACCUUUACAUGCGAGCCGUCCGCUCCAUGUACGAUGCUAAGGAGACUGACUGGAAGUCCUACUUCCAGGUUGGUGGUAUUCACGGAAAGCCUUUCAUUCAGUGGAACGGUGGUGGUGGUCGAAGCGGCAAUGGCUGGCCCGGAUACUGCCCUCACGGUGAGAGCAUCUUCCUGACAUGGCACCGUCCCUAUGUCCUGCUCUACGAGCAGAUCCUCGUCGAGCAUGCCAAGCGUCUGGCCAACCUCUACCCUUCCAAGUACCGCAAGCAGUAUGUUGAUGCAGCCAACAAUCUGCGUGCCGCCUACUGGGAUUGGGCACUCGAUGGCAUUCCCGCUAUCCUCACCCAGCAGAAUGUCAACGUCAAGGUUCCCAACGGCAGCGGCCUCAAGACUAUCAACAUGAAAAACCCUCUCUACACCUACAACUUCCCCAAGGACGCCCUCAACAACAAGUACGGAUCAUGGGACGACGAGCACCGCGUUCGCAUCUACCACUGCCCUGCUCCCGAUAGCUUCCCUUCAAGUGCCAACAAACUCCUCCGCCAGCGACCUUACAAGCAAUGGGUCUACGAUGUCAUGACCCGACCUACCACCUUCAACCAGUUCGCCUCCACCGGUGCCAACGGUGCUUCUCUCGAGCAGAUUCACAACGCCAUUCACUGGGAUGCUUCUUGCGCCGGACAGUUCCUCGCCACCGAGUUCUCUGGCUUCGAUCCCAUCUUCUGGUUGCACCACGCCAACGUUGACCGUCUCUGGGCUUACUGGCAGGCCAUGCACCCUAGCCAGUCUACCUUCACCGGCUCUUACUCUGGUGGUGCCCGUUACUCUACUCCCCAGGGUACCCGCAUCACUCCCAGCUCUCCUCUCAACCCCUUCUACCGAUCCAGGGGUAACUUCCACACCUCUGACACUGUCAAGAGCAUCAAGGGUUUCGGUUACACCUACGCUGGACUCGAGUACUGGCACAUGUCUGCCAGCCAGCUCUCCAGCUCCGCCCGAACCACCAUCAACCGUCUCUAUGGCAGCGGUUCUUCCCGCCGUCGUGAUGUUGAGGAGCGGGGCGAAAUUGAGGAGCGUGCUGAUGCCAAGACCACCCGUUACUUUGCUAAUGUCCAGCUCGAUGUCACCGAGGUUGAGCGACCUGCCCAGGUCAACGUCUACGUCUCUGGAAAGCUCGUUGGUGGUCUCGUCGUUAUGCGACAGCCUGCUGAGGGUAUCAUCCACGGUUCUUUCUCCGCUGACCAGGCUGCCGAUGCCCCUCAGCUUCUUGCUGCCUGCUCUCCUACCAAGGUUGCCGAUGCCGUCAACAACGGCCUCCAGGUUGAGAUUGUCAAGCUCGACGGCUCCAAGAUUGACAUCAACACCGUCCCCAGCUUGAAGCUCAGCCUCGACGACGUUGCCUACACCCCUCCUGCCGCCGAGGAUGACCUCCCCGUCUACGGCACUCCUCGCACCCAGCCCGCCAAGGCUGUUGCCCUUACCAACGCCAAGGCCCUCAAGGCCGUCAGCGCUUGUGCCAACAAGCUUCCUUCUUUCAACCCUCCUGUCUAAAUACCCGGCCAUCAUCGGCGUUUCAUUUUAUCAUAUCUGCCGUCGGCGGGCUAGCAUGCUCGACCGCGGCUUAUCAUAAGGGACCACUAGCAAACCGCACAAAUUCUUUUUAAGUAAUUUUAAUCCCUGGCAGACUCGGGGAGUCACGAUUGUAUUUUUUCGCCAGACUAGGUCUAUAGUUGCCAUAUAGCGGCCCCUUUGUCUUGUACAUCUUGAAUUCAUUCCGUGUGCGUGUCGUGAUGUCAAGAUGUCUAUUAAAAAGAUCCUCCAAUUAGUGUAUUAUGAAGUCUGAAGUGCUUAGCACAGUGAAACUGUCUCUAAGCUACAUCAUCACUGUGGAUGAAAAUACGUACUAACUCUUUAUAAAAAGAGUCUAGAAGACCAUG